This is a messenger RNA of Diabrotica virgifera virgifera (western corn rootworm), 1135 nucleotides long. It is a transcript of the gene Tpi, whose product is annotated as triosephosphate isomerase. Bases 182 to 928 code for a protein of 248 amino acids. Gene Ontology annotation, cellular component: cytosol. The transcript is spliced from 3 exons. Gene Ontology annotation, biological process: gluconeogenesis; glyceraldehyde-3-phosphate biosynthetic process; glycolytic process. Gene Ontology annotation, molecular function: triose-phosphate isomerase activity. NCBI's taxonomy places the organism in Eukaryota, Metazoa, Arthropoda, Insecta, Coleoptera, Chrysomelidae. The record is from RefSeq and is a predicted model, not a curated record.
GUCGCUGCUAACUUCAGAGCAGUUUGAAUGACAUCUUCGUGACAAUUGACAAAUGUCACGUUCACAAUUUGUCUUGUCUGUGCUUCGACCUUCUUGUGACCUCCUCUGCUACUAAGGUCCCACAAUUUUUAAAUAAUUUUAAAUUUUAAAUCCUGAAAACCAGAUAUAUUAAGCAUCAAAAAUGGCUUCCCGACGAUUUGUAGUAGGUGGUAACUGGAAAAUGAAUGGAACUAAGAAGCAAAUUGAGGAAAUUUGUAAUUUUCUUCAAGCUGGACCCCUAGAUCCCAACACUGAAGUUGUAGUCGGAGUACCUGCAGUGUAUUUAGAACAUGUUCGUAGCAAACUCCCAGCAACCAUAGGAGUAGCUGCUCAAAAUUGUUAUAAAGAAGAAAAAGGUGCAUUCACUGGAGAAUUAUCCCCUCUUAUGCUGAAAGACAUUGGUAUUGACUGGGUUAUUAUUGGUCAUUCAGAAAGGAGACAAAUCUUCAAAGAAACUGAUGCUUUAAUCGCAGAAAAAGUCAAGUUCGCUUUAGAAAAGGGACUCAAAGUCAUCGCUUGCAUUGGUGAGACCUUAGAACAGCGUGAAAGUGGCAAAACUGAAGAAGUUGUAUUCUCCCAAACUCAAACCAUCGCCUGCUUGGUAAAAGACUGGACAAAUGUAGUGAUUGCCUAUGAGCCUGUGUGGGCCAUUGGUACAGGCAAAACAGCAACACCACAACAAGCUCAAGAUGUUCACAAAGCACUCAGAGAAUACAUUGCUAAAAAUAUUGGUGAAGAUGUUGCAAAGAGUGUUAGGAUUCAAUAUGGAGGAUCCGUUACUGGAGGAAACUGCAAGGAAUUGGCAGCUAUGCCUGAUAUUGAUGGAUUUUUAGUUGGUGGAGCCUCUCUAAAACCCGAGUUUGUCAGUAUUGUAAAUGCAAGGCAGUAAGUGUUGUUUUCUGUGAAGUGUAAAAGUGAACGAUCAAUUCAUAUUUGUUAUAUUAAAAUAGACACUUACAAAUUGUAUUUUAUUGUUAAAUAUUUCGAAAGUAUGCAAGAUGAAAUGUACUGGAAAAUUAUGUACUCUUGAAAGGUUAAUGUGUUGAUGUUCAGAUGAGUAUUGCGUUGGAAUAAAUAGUAAAUAUUCCUUAUAUAA